Molecule: messenger RNA, 4237 nt
Organism: Magallana angulata
Lineage: Eukaryota; Metazoa; Mollusca; Bivalvia; Ostreida; Ostreidae
Exons: 25
Coding region: 52-4086 (1344 amino acids)
Biological process (GO): protein phosphorylation; multicellular organism development; cell surface receptor protein tyrosine kinase signaling pathway
Cellular component (GO): signaling receptor complex
Molecular function (GO): transmembrane receptor protein tyrosine kinase activity; protein binding; ATP binding
Source: RefSeq, a predicted model, not a curated record
CGCCGCACAACACAAAUCAGACAGUUCAACCACUGCACUCGCCAAAAAAGUAUGCAACCCUUCUGUGUUCAGGUUUACUUGUUGGUACUGUUUAUUCUCGAGCAUGUGAAUAUUGUCGGGUCUGCACCUUGCCAACAGACGACAAGAAUAAUGAGAUCCUCUCAGCAAAGAAUAUGCACGUGCAGUUGGUGGGGAAUUUGUACUCAUCAUGCCCGGGUGUGGCGGUAUUAUGGGGAAUAUAGAAAAACCUGCUGUAUUGGCCAUGGAGGACCAAACUGCCAACCUAUCUGUAGCAGCGGAUGUAAUGGCCGUGGAAACUGCAUAGCGCCUGAGGUAUGCAGUUGUAACAGCGGCUAUACAGGGAAUGCCUGUCAAUCUCCUGUGUGCAGUCCAAGCUGUGGCCGCCAAGGUAAAUGCAUACGACCGAACAUUUGUUCCUGCCACUAUGGUUACACCGGAAGACUCUGUAAUGCCCCCAUUUGCGAUCCUCCUUGUGAGCAUGGUGGUACUUGUACCAGGCCAUACACAUGUAGCUGCCCUGUGGGUAGAUUCACAGGCCCCAACUGUGAUAAACCUAUUUGUAGCCCUCUUUGUUUGAACGGCGGCACGUGUUUAGACUCACGAACCUGUCAGUGUCCGUCUACCUUUACUGGGAUUGACUGUGGAACACCUGUCUGCAGGCCACCAUGUCAAAACGGAGGAAUCUGCAUAUCACCUGACACGUGUUCCUGUGACGAAACAUAUACUGGAGAACACUGCGAGACCCCUCUUUGUUCCUAUCACUCUCCUUGUUUUCCGGGAACAUGUGCUGACACCGUAACCUGCCAAUGCCACGAUGGUUUCAGCGGUCUAAUUGGAAACCAAAGAUGUCGAACAAUGACAUUAGGAAACAGUCCUAUUAUCACCCAGUGUACGUCUAUAUUGGCCAAUAUUGACAGAACAGGCCAGAAGAUUGAAAAAUACCGAUUUGUUACUGACUCGUCUCAGCCAAACUCCACUAGAGUAGACACAAUGUGGGUCAACCAAAAGGACUAUAACUACAUCAAUGUAGAGUUUGCCGCUUUGUCUACAUCUCUAGAGAACAUCGUGAAACCACACUAUGUAACAGGUUUUAAAUUUGGAAUUGUAUCGGGGAAAAUUCAAAUCGAUCUUCAAAAAGUAGAUAGAAAUGAUCCGAAUCAGCCAUUUGUCAGCCAAAACGAAACACAGAAUUGCAGAUAUCAGCCAGGCUCUUCAAAUCCGAACGACGAUGUCUUUCACUGCAACUUCACGGACGAGAAUUUUGACAGACUCUUGGAAAACGGAGACAAUUUGACGUUAACGGUCAUCGCUAAAAACGGCGGAUUUCGGAAACUAAAAACUCCAACUGGAUAUACACAGGAUUAUUUCUACGGUCAACCUUCUACAAAAUCGACCAUGUUUCGUUUUGACUUUAUCAAACCAUAUCAUUGUCUCCUGGAUAAACCUCAUCCUUGUUCUUCAAAAGCACUAGACGUAACAGAAGAUAUAACAAAGUCUCCCAUUCAAUUUUAUUGGAACAACUGGAUAGAUAAACUUUCUGGAAUACAUGGAUACAAAUUGCAAGUCUUUUUGCUGAAAUCAAACGUAUCAACUCUUACAGAACCACUGCCUUGGAACCCGGAUGAAGAAAUAUCUUUUAAUAAAAGUGAAUCAGGCUAUUCUUAUGUCCCAAAGCAGAGUGGGAUGUUUUCGUUUAUUUUGAAUGUCAUAGAUAAUGCUAAUAAUACAAAAUAUGCGCGGACAUUAGUACUCUAUGACCCGUCGUCGAAUGUUACUGUGUCUUCGACUCCAUUUUUUGCGACAACAGCAGAAAAAGAAACAAAUUAUAGGUGGCAAAAAUCUCUUAAUAGUAGUAUAACAAUUUCGUGGAAGGGACAUUUCCAAAACAAAUUUCAUCAUGACAGAGGACUUUUGAAUCCAGUUGCCCGAUAUUUGCACUAUGAUUUCAUGGCAAAAUACGAGAAACAAGUUCCUUUAGAGCUGGAUGAUAAAACAGGUAACAGGACUUUACAAAGAAUUCCAAAUGUGUUUGGUAUAGUCAAAUUUGAAUAUAACUUCAGAAAUAGUAACCAAGGAAACACAACGCCGGUCGCCUGGAUCCCUGUAAGCGAAGCUUUCUCAGAAAAUCAAACAUUCUAUAUCGGAAGAAGAGAUGGAGAUACUAUAAACUUUUGGGUCAAAGCCACUGACGUGCUUGGCAAUCACAGAAUCGACAUGACACAAAUAUCCUUCGACUCAAGUCCUCCCGAGGACUUGAGAAAGGCUGAUGUCAUUUUCCAACGAAAUGUUAAAGCAACCAAUUUUAGUUUUUCCAGCCGGCUUCUAGUAGACACAUAUGACAGAGAUAGUGGUAUCCAUAAAAUUAAAUGGGAAUUGAUAGCAAACAACAGCAAUAUGGUGUUUAGAAGUGGCGAGAUUCCAGGAAACAAAACAAAUAAGGACCUUGGGCCAAAGCUUGGAUAUAAAAUUCCAAAGGGGGACUUUUAUUAUUACACGCAUUAUCUCGAUAUCAACAACUGCUGGAUGGUUGUUUCAAAAGAAAAGUUUGCAACUGAGUUCGUUUUGUUAAAGUUGACUGUUUUCAACAUGGCGAUGGAACACACCCAGUAUAACAUGACAAUAACAGAUUUGGCCUCACUUGAUGGAAUGGAUGAAUAUUCUGGACCAAUAAAUCUCACAAUAGCUGCUACGUACGACAACGGUGUCCGUCUAAAGUGGGUGCUGCCCCCUACAUGUUAUGAAAGGACAACCAUUAUUGUGGAGUCAUCGUCUAUAAAUGGUCGGCAUCUAACAUGGAGUGUCGACAAGAACGCAGACUGGUUUGACUUGACUGGAUUGGACCCGGAGACGAAUUACAAUCUGUCGUUUAUUACGAAGUAUGGAAGUCAGAUGAGUGAUCCUGUUGUAUUGCAGUUCCGUACAAUAGCCUCCCCUGCUGCUCUUACAGGAGGAGCCAUCGCAGGAAUAAGCAUCGCAUUCCUGAUUCUCCUUGCGAUCAUUGUUGCCAUGGUCGUUCUCUGGAGACUUGGGCGACUAUCCGUAAUCAAAGAAGAUAUACAGAGACGGGCCACUGUGGUCCGAAAGAACAUUGCUAAUCGCUUUUCAGCUGCACAUAUAAAUGAAACUUAUGGAUGUGACGAUAUAUAUGUUUAUGGCCAAAUGGAGUUUAACGAGACAGACAGCAAGUUUAUUUCGAGUAAUGAUAUUGUUCUUGACGUCAUGUUGACGAGUGGAAGAUUUGCAGACAUUUAUAAGGCUCGAUACCUACCCCACAACAACAAAGCAAAACAAAAUGUCAUCGCUAAAACUCUCAAAAGUGGAUACAGUGAAGAAAACUUGCUGAUGAUGAAAGCAAAAAUCAAUUUCUUUGCCAAAGAAGUGGGAGACCAUCCUAACAUUAUCAGUUUUAUCGGCGCUGUACUUGACAAUGAUGCCUUUGGGCCGUAUAUGGUUCUCGAAUAUUGCCAAAAUGGUCAACUUAGAGACUGGCUGUUGCAACAAAAGAAUAAAUCAACAGAGGAAACAGUAGAACUGCUUUACCGAAUAUCUUACGGAAUUUCAAAAGGAAUGUACUACCUUGAAAUCAAAAAGUUGCUCCAUAAAAGAUUAGCUGCCAGGAACGUGUUGUUGAACGCAGAGUUGGAGCCAAAAAUUUCAGGGUUUGGCCCUGAACCACCACAACCUGAAAACAACGAAAGAGAUGGUGAUGCUGAAGAAAAGGAACGUAUUCCAGUGAAAUGGACAGCCCCGGAAUGUCUCUCUUCCAUGAAGUUUGCGACUUCCAAAAGUGAUGUGUGGUCCUUUGGGAUCGUUUUGUGGGAAAUAUUUAGUUUGGGAGACACUCCUUAUCCUGGAAUACGCAGUAGAGAUUUGAUUUCUCUCGUAAAAAAUGGCCAAAGAAUGAAAAGACCAGAAUUUGCAAAUGAUUUCUACUAUGGGGUCAUGGCGAAAUGUUGGAGAGGUAAGCCAAAACAGAGACCGAGCUUCAAAGACAUUUCGACGGAUAUUGGAAAAACCUUCAACGUAGCACCAUCGGACGAAUACUACUACUACUCGGAAAAAUAACUGUAUGAUAGAAAAAAUUGAUGUUUCAAUACAAGUAACACGAAAGCAGAGAAAUAAACUUUCGCAAGAAUUAGUCUUGGCAAACAGGGAUUUUUUUAGCUGUAAAAGAAAACUCAAUUAUAUAAUAGUCAAUCAUUUGAAAUUUGUUUUU